Spinacia oleracea (spinach) is the source of this 3411-nucleotide messenger RNA. RefSeq lists its product as uncharacterized. Lineage: Eukaryota; Viridiplantae; Streptophyta; Magnoliopsida; Caryophyllales; Amaranthaceae. The coding region runs from base 1 to 3411 and encodes 1136 amino acids. Gene Ontology annotation, molecular function: nucleic acid binding; RNA-DNA hybrid ribonuclease activity. The transcript has 2 exons. The record is from RefSeq and is a predicted model, not a curated record.
AUGCGAGAUCUCAUGGUGGAUUUCCUAAUCAUUAAAGUACCAGCGGCCUACAAUGUGAUCAUCGGUCGCCCAUUCAUACAUGACGUGCAGGCGGUAGUCUCCACCUAUCACUUGACAAUGAUAUAUAUGUCGAACCUGGAAAGGCCGGCAAAGAUAAGGGGAAGUCAGUUGGCGGCAAGGUCCUGUUACUUGACUGCUUUGAGAACACCGGGAAGAAUGGUCCCAGAAGUGAACUUGACUACUGAGCCGGCAAGGCAAGAGGUACACUUGACUACUAAGCCGGCAAGACAAGAACAACUGCCAAAAAGGAAGAGCUGCACAAAAAGGGGUCGAACCGACCUGAACAUGGAACACUUUGAUGAGAGGCCGGUAUCAGCACCAAGACCAAUGGAUGGUCUGACAGAAAAUAUCGAGCUGGAGGUUGGAAACAUGGAUAGAACAGUCGUGAUCGGUACAGAAAUGGGGAGUGACAUGAAGGUUAACCUCAUAAGCUUGCUGAGGGAGCACGCGGACAUCUUCGCAUUCUCGGCGGAUGAGAUGCCUGGUAUCGAUCCAGAGAUAAUGGUCCACCGGUUAAACGCCGACAGAAAUGUUAGGCCUGUACGGCAGAAAAAACGUAAUUUCUCCACGGAAAAAAUGACAGCAAUACAAGAAGAGGUGGAUAAACUGCUGGCGGCAGGUUUUAUUGAGCCAUGUGACUACCCUGAAUGGUUGGCAAACGUAGUAAUGGUAAAAAAGUCAAGUGGGUCAUGGAGAAUGUGCGUAGAUUUCACCAACCUUAACAGAGCAUGUCCGAAAGAUUUCUACCCAUUACCACGGAUUGAUAGGCUGGUAGACUCCACUAGCGGCCAUGCAAUGCUCAGUUUCCUAGAUGCUUUCUCAAAGUACCAUCAGGUCAGCCUGCAUAAAUCAGACAGGAAGAAGGCGGCCUUUAUCACGGAUGCAGGAGUUUUCUGUUAUAAGGCGAUGCCAUUCGGGUUGAAAAAUGCAGGGGCAACAUAUCAAAGGCUGGUCGACAAGGUGUUUGCCGACCAAAAAGGCAGAAACGUGGAGGUCUAUGUAGAUGACUCUAUCGUAAAAAGCUGGAAGGAGGAGGAUCAUGUUAGCGACCUCCGAGAAACUUUUGAAACUUUGAGAAAAUACAGGAUGAAAUUAAACCCAAAAAAAUGCGUCUUCGGAGUAAGGUCGGGAAAAUUCCUGGGUUUCUUGGUCAGCGAGCGUGGCAUAGACGCUAACCCUGAAAAAGUAGAAGCAAUCAUUAGUCUGCCGCAACCCAAAAGCGUAAAAGACAUACAGCGGUUGACAGGAAAAAUGGCCGCCUUAAACAGAUUUGUGAGCAAGUCAACAGAUAAACAAAUGCACUUCUUCACAACCCUGAGGCAAAACAAGAAGUUCAAAUGGGGGCCGGCAGAGCAAGAGGCUUUUGAAGCUCUAAAAAGUCACCUAAAGAACCUGCCAACAAUAGCAAGGGCAAAAGAGGGCGGCAAAUUACAAUUGUACAUAUCGGCGUCGCCAAAAACAGUUGCAGCAGUACUGGUGGCCGAAACAGAAAACAAAGGGCAGCAGCCGGUAUAUUUUGUGAGCCAUGUGCUAAACGGCCCAGAAACAAGAUACACGUUGGCGGAAAAAAUGGCAUAUGCAGUCCUCAUCGCGGCUAGAAAGUUAAGACCAUACUUCGAUGCGCAUACAAUCGAAGUGCUAACAAAUUUUCCUCUCGAAAAAGCCAUCAGCAAGCUAGAUACAUCAGGCCGGUUGCUAAAAUGGGCAAUAGAGUUGUCCGAGUUUGACUUGGAAUUCCGGCCAAGAACUGCAAUCAAAGCCCAGGCAUUGGCGGACUUCAUAGUUGAAGCGUCAUACCAAGAAGAUGAAGUACAAGCUGAAGUAUGGGAUGUGUCAGUGGAUGGUUCAGCUGCACAGACAGGCAGUGGGGCUGGAAUAAUCAUGAAAUCGCCAACAGGAGACAUUUUUGAGUAUGCUAUAAAGUUUAUGUUCAACGCGUCAAAUAACGAGGCAGAAUACGAGGCAGCAAUUGCCGGCAUCCAAAUGUGCCUCGCAGCAGAUGCCAAAAGAGUAAUACUGACAACAGACUCCCAGCUGGUAGCAAGUCAAUUCAGCGGAGAAUAUGAGGCCAAAGAACCUUCAAUGGUCAGAUACCUGGAGAAGUUGAGGUCGGUUUCGGCUCAGCUAGAGAAAUUCAGCAUUAAUCUGGUACCCCGAGCAGAAAACACACUGGAAGACGCACUAUCAAAGUUAGCAAGUUCAAAUGUCGCCGACUUGAAAAGAACAGUCAUGAUGGAAGUCAUGAAUAAGCGAAGUACGGAGUCGGAGGUAAUACGGGUCAUGGCCAUCACAACUACCUCAGAAUGGUACGAUAAUAUCCAAACAUAUAUACAGACUGGAGCCCUACCAGCAGAUUUGGCAGAAGCCAAAAAGACAAGAAGGGACUCGGUUUGGUACAUCAUCAUGUGGGGACGGUUGUACAAAAAGUCAUUUAGCCUGCCAUUCUUAAGGUGCCUGACAGCAUUCGAGUCAGCAAGGCUGGUCGAAGAGAUGCACGAAGGAACAUGUGGGAACCAUGCCGGUGGAAAACCCCUUGCCAUCAUCUGUCAAAGGCAAGGCUAUUACUGGCCAACAAUGUUAGAAGAUUGUCGAGCUUAUGUAAAAAAGUGCGAGAAAUGUCAAAAGUUUUCAGCUGUGAUAAACUUGCCAGCCAAUGAUUUGAUGCCCAUUCUGAACCCAAUCCCAUUUGCACAAUGGGGAAUGGAGAUUGUUGGACCAUUCCCAAUGGCGGCUGGAGGGCGCAAGUUCUUAAUAGUAGUAGUGGACUAUUUCACCAAGUGGAUAGAAGCAGAGCCGGUAUCAAAAAUAACGGCAAACCAGAGCAACGGGCAAGCAGAGGCGGCGAAUAAGCAAAUCCUGGCUGCACUGAAAAAGAAGCUAGAAGACUGUAAAGGCAAAUGGGCAGAUCUUAUGCCAGAAAUUCUGUGGUGCAACAUAACUGCUAUCAAGGAGGCUACCGGCGAGAGUCCAUUUAAAUUAAGCUUCGGGUCUGAGGCUGUCAUACCGGCAGAAAUGGCUCUGCCAACCAUGCGAAUCCAGCAUUACGAUGAGGAGAGAAACGAUCAGUUGCUGCGACAUCAGUUGGAUUUCAUGCCAGAAAUCCGCAUGAAAGCAGAAAUCAGUUCGGCAGCAUACAAAAGCAGAAUGAGCAGAGCAUACAACAAGAAAGUGAAACACCGGCCUCUAGGAAUAGGAGACCUGGUACUGCGGAGAACGGCGGCAACAGGAAAAGGAAAUGCUCAAGGAAAGCUGACAGCCAAUUGGGAAGGACCAUACCAGAUAUGGGAGGAAAUUGUUCCUGGAUCAUACCGGUUAAUGCAAAUGGAUGGUACCGCGCUCAAGAACUCCUAG